GCAGGGCACGGGGCAGGGCAAGGCGGGGCCGGGCCGUCUCUCUCCCCGAGCGGAGCGGGAAGGCGGGCGCCCGUCUGCCCGGUGCCGGCCGGAGCCAUGCGGAGCUGCGGGCGGGCCGCUCGCUGGGCCGCCCCGCUGCUGCUGUUGUGGCAGUGUCUGCCGACGGCGCGGACCUACAACGUGGACACCCGCCACCCGCUGCUCUUCCGCGGGGACAACGGCACGUUCUUCGGCUACUCGGUUCUCCUGACGGGCCACGGCGAGGAGCGCUGGCUCGUGGCGGGCGCCCCGCAGGCCAGCUGGGCCGCCAACAGCUCCGUGCGCAGCCCUGGGGCCAUCUUCCGCUGCCGGAUCGAGAGCAAUCCCCGCGGGACGUGCGAGCAGCUCCAGCUCGGCAAUCCUAGCGGGGAGCACUGUGGGAAGACUUGUUUGGAAGAACGAGAUCAUCAGUGGCUGGGUGUCAGCUUAUCAAGGCAGCCCAGAGAAAACGGAUCUUUUGUCGCUUGUGGACAUAGGUGGAAAAAUAUCUUUUACAUAAAAAAUGAACACAAACUCCCAUACGGUAUUUGUUUUGCUGUCUCUUCUGAUUUUCGAACUGAGCUGAGCAGAAGAAUAUGCCCAUGUUAUAUAGACCACGUGCGAAAGUUUGGAGAGAAUCAUGGGUCAUGCCAGGCUGGAAUGUCUAGCUUUUACAUGGGGGACUUAAUUAUAAUGGGAGCCCCUGGAUCGUAUUAUUGGACUGGUUCUGUUUUUGUAUACAAUACAACUGCAAAUACAAUCCAUACUUACACAGAUUCAAAUAACCAAGUGAAAUUUGGCAGCUAUCUAGGGUACUCUGUUGGAGCUGGACAUUUUCUGGCAUCAUCUAGCACAGAAGUAAUUGGAGGGGCUCCCCAACAGGAGCAGACUGGUAAAGCGUACAUUUUUAGCAUUGACAAGCAACUGAAUAUUCUGUUUGAACUAAGAGGUAAAAAGCUUGGUUCUUACUUUGGGGCUGCGGUUUGUGCUGUGGAUCUGAAUUCAGAUGGCCUCUCAGACCUGCUAGUUGGUGCUCCCAUGGAAAGUACCAUCAGAGAAGAAGGAAGAGUUUAUGUCUAUAUCAAUUCAGGUUCUGAGGCAAAGAUGAUAGAACUGGACAUAGAGCUCAGUGGGAGUGACUCAUAUGCAGCCAGAUUUGGGGAGUCCAUAGCCAAUCUAGGAGACAUUGAUAAUGAUGGUUUUGAAGACGUAGCAAUUGGGGCUCCACAAGAAGAUGAUCUAAAAGGAGCUAUUUAUAUAUACAACGGCAGGGAAGAUGGAAUAACUCCAUCAUUUUCACAGAGAAUACAAGGACAGCAAGUCAGUACUACUUUGAGCAUGUUUGGACAGUCAAUAGCAAGCGGUAUUGAUGCAGAUAACAAUGGUUAUCAAGAUAUAGCAGUUGGUGCAUUUCUGUCUGAUUCUGCUGUGGUGCUGAGAACAAAACCAGUGAUAAUUGUUGAAGCUUCCUUAAAACACCUGAAGUCAAUAAAUCGAACUAAUUUGAACUGCAUGGAAAAUGACCAGCCUGCCAUCUGUAUGAAUCUAGAGAUAUGCUUUACCUACACAGGACGAGAGGUACCUGGGUAUAUUGAAAUGUUUUAUAAUCUGAGUGUUGAUGUGAAGAGAAAAGUGGAUACACAAGCAAGAUUUUAUUUUUCUGCCAAUGGAACAUCUGACACAACCUCUGGAAGAAUCAAGAUUUACAAAAAAAAAAUUGUCUGCAAAGGUCAUCCAGCAUUUAUGAGGAAAGAUGUAAGGGAUAUCUUGACUCCUGUACAUGUUGAAGCAAGUUAUCAUCUGGGGCAACGUAUUCUACAGAAAAGAGAUACUCAAGAAUUUUCUCCACUCCAACCUGUUCUUCAAAGGAGGAAAGAAAAAGAUAUUAUAAAAAGCAAGUUUGUUUUUGCAAGAAUUUGCUCCCAAGAAAAUUGCUCUGCUGAUUUGAGAGUUUCUGGAAAAGUUGCUUUUCCAAAGCCUCAUGAUAAGAAAAUGUACCUUGUUGUUGGAAGUACGAAGACUUUGUUGUUGAACGUUUCUCUGCACAAUGCUGGAGAUGAUGCAUAUGAAACUGUCCUCCACAUUCAGUUCCCUAAAGGCCUUUAUUUCAUCCGAGUUCCGGACUUGGAAGAAAAACAGAUACACUGUGAAGUAUUAGACAAAGAUAUUCAUGCAGUGAAACUUGAGUGCAGUGUUGGUUAUUUGUAUGUAGAUCAAAAGUCAAAGCUGGAUUUCAGUUUCCCUUUGGAUGCAAGCUCUUUCACCAGAGCAGAUGACGACCUCAACAUCAUCAUUAAUGUUAGCUGCAAAAAUGAAGAUGAGAACGUGUUACUGGAUAACAUGGUAACUGUAGCUGUACCUCUGAAGUAUGAGAUUGAUUUAAAUACUCACGGAUUUGUAACACCAGCUUCAUUUGUUUAUGGAACAAAUGAGAAUGAAGCAUCAGUUACGUGUAUGGAGGAGAAUAUCAACUUCACUUUCCACGUUAUCAAUGCAGGACCAAGCAUGGCUCCAAAUAUAAACUUAGAGUUAAUGAUACCUAAUGCUUUUCCACCCCAUGACUUCAAAUUAUUCAACGUUGUGGAUAUCAAGACAACAGUUGGAGAAUGCUCCUAUAAUGAAUAUCCCAGAAACUGUAAUGCAGCAGAAAAAACUGAAAACAUAUUGAAGGAUGUUGUCACUUUCUUUUCAAAGCCUGCUAAAAGACAAAUGUACUGUAUGAAAAAUGACAGCCUUUGCUUACAAAUACAUUGCAAGCUUGGAAACAUGGAAAAUGGAAAAGAAGCAACCAUUCAGUUGCACCUGGAAGCUACUCCUUCGCUUUUAGAAAUGGAUGAUGCAUCUACGUUGAAGUUUGAAGUAAGAGCGACAGCCUCACCAGAAAAGAAUGCAAAAGUUAUUGAACUACAGAAGGACAAGCAAGUUGCAUAUGUCUAUUUGGAAGGAGUGCACCACCAAAAACCAAAAUACCAUGUCACUGUAUUAAUUAUUGGAAUAGGCUUAAUAGCUGGUAUUACCUUGUUUUUGCUUCUUUCACUUCUAUUGUGGAAGAUUGGCUUCUUCAAAAGGCAAUACAAACCAGUCCCUCAGGACAUGAAUAGGAGAGACAGCUGGAGUUUUACAAGUGGCAACAAAGAUGACUAAGAGGACAAAUAAAACUUGUUUUGAAAUGAAGAAUUUAAGGUUCGGGUUAAUUCACAGGAGAAACACCAGUGAAACAAAAAGUGGUCGUGAGCUCAUUUGCCCUUACAAAACAACCCUGUAUUUCCUAGAUCUGUAUUGACAACUACAUCUUAAUGUUCAGUUAUUCUUCUAAUGUGAAAAUGGUAAAACUAUUUCUGUUUUUAAGUCUUACAGUGAUAUUUGAAAUACCAUCUCUGGUUUCAAAAAGACAGCAGAACACUAAAGAUAAAGAGAAUAAUAAUUACUUACUGGAAUGAAGAUGUCUGAGAAUGUAAAGUGUGACCAAUCCUGGAAAAUAAGAUCUCAAACAUUAGCAUGAGUUAUUUUAUGCAUUUUCAAGUUUCAGCAAUCUUUUGAUUAGACAUUCAAGAAGAAAUCCUCCCUCAUCCUGGUUUGGCAGUUUUACAAGGGUACAUUAGCUUAAACCAACAUAAGGACCAUAACUAGAGUGCACAGAUGUAGAAAACAGCUAUCAGAAGCUCUCUUGGGCUUCCAAAGGAAACCUCAAAAAGCUUUGGCUUCAUAGACACAGCUCUACAGUAUUGGAGAUGCUUAGUCAGGCAAGUCAGAGCCAGGAAAGCCAAAGGUAGAUUUACAACAGGGAAUUCUGUGUGGUAGCCUGAACACAUAGCACAGAAUCCUCUGUCAGCUGUAGAAAGAGUAAUGUAUAGGAGAUCAUAAGUUGUAGCCAUCUGUAACAUGGUACUUGCAAAAAUGACAGAAUUAGUUGUUUUGUCCUUUCCUCAAAUACCAGUGCCAUGAUGUUUUGGACUUCUGCAGCAAAAUAUUUUUAUGUGAGGGUUUUUUUUAAGUAAAAUAUUUAUUUUUAUUUAUUUGAAGAUUUUUUUAAAUAAUACUUAGCAUAGUAGUCUUUAGUACUAUUAUUCUUCCAGUAUCUGAAAAAGACAGACUUCACAUGAUGAGAAAACAGAGAAACAAAUGUACCCCACCGCACCAAAAGCCAACUGUACUGGGCCAAAUUUCAUCUUUAGAUUGUCCACCUGAAUGUAUGUAAGAAGCCAUUUGGAGAGCUAAUGUGGGUUCUUGUGAAGUUGUUAGUUAAUAAUCAUCUAAAUUGGCAUCUUCAGAAACAACUGAGUAGAAAGGCAAAUGACUGAAUAGAAACAUGGUUUAAACCACUGAUCUGCUACUACAGGAAGUUUCUUCAGCUAGAUAAGUUUGCACUGCCACCUAGCUUUGGUGAAAUAAAUAGUACAGUCUAGGAGAAAAAAAAAAUCAUGACUGCUCCCCAGUACAACCAGAGAAUCUACAAUGUCAUCAGUAACUAUAUUUAUUGUAACAGCAGUAUGUAAUAAGGCCAUUCUUGCUCUGACUUUGAUGUCUUUCUGAACUGUAAGGAAAAACAAGUUUAACACAUACGUACACUUUGGAGCCACACCAUCAUAUGACAUUUAGUUCAAAAACAAUGCAUAGUGCCUUCAGCAAACACUUUUGCAAAUGGGUUGUAUUUGGUGCCAGAAAAUCCACAUUGACCACAGAUCAGUAAGGCAUUGGGGACCAUUCUGUAAUUUCUGUUUGCUUAAUUUGAUGCCAAAGUUGUGGAUCCCUCUAAAGUAACUUAUCUCAAAAAUCGUAGGCAGCGUAAGGACUAAUGAAUGUGUAUGUAUUUUUAUAUAGAGAUAUGUAUAUCAAAAAGCGUGUGAAGAAUGUGAAGAAUGAAAUACUUUCUUGCAAGUCUAUGAAACAUACAAAAUGUUCAUCUUCCAAAUGGCUUUAGUGAUUUUUUGCACUUUAACCAAAAUGACUUUGAACAGAAAUUUGUUUGAGAUUACAGCAUAUAAAUAUACCUCAAAUGCUGGAAAAAGCAUUAAAAUUCUUUUUAGUACAAACAAUGCAAAGAAAUGAAACUAAAGCAUUUUAUUUAUCUUUGAAUUAGUUUACAUAAGUCAGUAAAUGUGAUAAUGUUGCCUUGGAAUGCUUUCUAUUCAUAUUUUGUAAUUAACAUGUAAAUGUUGGUUUCCUGUUCUUAAGAUAUGAAGCAAAAGUCAAUUUGUUGUUAGAAACAAGGUUGACAAAAAUAAGUGUACACUGUCUUAAUGGUGGCGAAAUUAUAAAGCAUCACUUGGUUUUACUUUACUAAAGAGAACUCCAACAAGUUAAGCAUGAAUGCUGUUUCUUUUGUAAGUUCUUUUGUUAAUUUUCACUUAUGUAAUAAAAACAGUUAAUUCUA
Molecule: messenger RNA, 5392 nt
Organism: Phasianus colchicus (ring-necked pheasant)
Lineage: Eukaryota; Metazoa; Chordata; Aves; Galliformes; Phasianidae
Gene: ITGA4
Product: integrin subunit alpha 4
Biological process (GO): cell adhesion mediated by integrin; cell-matrix adhesion; cell-cell adhesion
Cellular component (GO): external side of plasma membrane; integrin complex
Molecular function (GO): integrin binding
Source: RefSeq, a predicted model, not a curated record